This is a messenger RNA of Zygotorulaspora mrakii, 849 nucleotides long. It is a transcript of the gene SUI3, whose product is annotated as translation initiation factor eIF2 subunit beta. Lineage: Eukaryota; Fungi; Ascomycota; Saccharomycetes; Saccharomycetales; Saccharomycetaceae. The record is from RefSeq and is a predicted model, not a curated record. The transcript has a single exon. Gene Ontology annotation, cellular component: eukaryotic translation initiation factor 2 complex. Gene Ontology annotation, molecular function: mRNA binding; translation initiation factor binding; translation initiation factor activity. Gene Ontology annotation, biological process: formation of cytoplasmic translation initiation complex; translational initiation; formation of translation preinitiation complex. Bases 1 to 849 code for a protein of 282 amino acids.
AUGUCAACAGAGUUGGCUACUGAAUUAGGGUUUGACCCUUCUAUGAAGAAAAAGAAGUCCAGUAAAAAGGUGGCUCCAGAGAACUUUGAUGCACCACUAGCGGAUAAAGAGACUAAAAAUGACGAUGACCUAUUUGCAGGCUUAAAAAAAAAAAAGAAGAAGUCCAAGGCAGUUUCAGAAGAGCCAUCUGAGGAAGUUGAUGAUAUUUCCGAAGCUCUAGGAGAAUUGAAACUGAAGAAAAAGAAGAAGAAGUCCAAGGAUACCGAUCUAGACAGCUUCGAGAAGCAAUUAGCUAAGGCCGGUGUCAGCGUUGAUGAGAGUAAUAGCAAAGAGGGCACUCCUUUGGAAGAAUCACAAAUUCAACAAGAUAUCGGUUUAGCUUACCCAGAACUACUAUCUAGAUUUUUCAAAAUUUUAAAGACAAAUAAUCCUGAGUUAGCAGGUGAUAGAUCAGGUCCCAAGUUCAGAAUUCCUCCACCUAUCUGUUUGCGUGAUGGUAAGAAAACUAUUUUCUCAAACGUUCAAGAUAUUUCCGAGAAACUUCAGAGAGCACCAGAUCAUUUGAUGCAAUAUCUAUUCGCCGAGUUGGGUACUUCUGGUUCUGUUGAUGGUCAAAAGAGAUUGGUUAUUAAGGGUAAGUUUCAGUCGAAACAAAUGGAAAACGUUCUAAGAAGAUAUAUUAUGGAGUACGUUACAUGUAAGACCUGUAAAAGUAUCAAUACAUUAUUGAAGAAGGAGCAAUCAAAUAGAUUGUUUUUCCUUGUUUGCAAGAGUUGUGGUUCUACUAGAUCUGUUUCGUCUAUCAAGACUGGUUUCCAGGCUACUGUUGGAAAGAGAAAGAGAAUGUAG